AUGGCGAAAAGCUCUCAAGCGCACGGCCUCGUCGCCCCGCACUUGUUUGCAAAGCUGCUUGAGCACCAGCGCUCGGUAGCGGUCAUUACCCGCACGAACGACACGGCCGACGCUAUCGAGUGGACCUAUGCGUCGUUGCUACGUCGGGCACUCGCGCUGCGUGACGAGCUCUUGAGUCGAUUAGCGACCGACCAAAAGCCCUUUCGCGUCGCCGUUCUCGGAGCUCGAGGUCCGUCCUAUUUGAUCAUUCAAUGGGCGAUUUGGCUUGCAGGAGGCACUGCCGUGCCGUUGCAUCCAGCCCAUCCAGCAGAAGAGAUGGACUAUACAAUUACCGACGCCAGUGCCGAGAUGAUCGUGGUGAACGAGUCAGUUUUACAAAUGGAUACAAAACUGAACGCGUAUAUAGCAGGACUCUCGACAAGAAGGAAGAUACAAGUGGUGACACGUCCCGACGAUGUCAAGAGCGACGAGGAGGACGCAGAGGCGUUGUCGAGGGCAGAGAGCAAACAAGUGGAGCAAUGGCUGGAGACCACUGACUACAAAAGUAGUGGAGCGUACAUCGUCUACACAAGUGGCACUACUGGACGACCGAAAGGCGUAGUGACUACUCAUCGCGCGCUGACAGCACAGCUCAGUGACGUCGUAACAGCGUGGGAAAUGGCAAGCACCGACCAUCUGCUCCACUUUUUACCACUGCACCAUGUCCACGGCAUUCUCAACAAUCUGUUGUGUGUCAUGUACACUGGUGGAUCGGUGGAAUUCUUGCCGUCGGCAGCGCCGUCGCUCAUUUGGUCUCGACUAGCAGGCGCGGCAACGAUGAAGCGUCCAGUUUCGAUGCUCAUGGCAGUGCCUACAGUAUACAUGAAGCUGCUGGAAGAGAUGGAAAGCCGGCACGUCGACGAUCCGACGACGCGAGACGCACUUGCAGGUGCUCGGGCAUUGCGCGUAGCGAUCAGUGGAUCCAUGGCUUGUCCUCUAUCGAUUUUGGGCCGCUGGGAAAAGCUGACAGGACAGCGUCUUCUCGAACGGUACGGAAUGACCGAACUGGGCAUGGUGCUUACCAAUCCGCUGCAUGGAGACCGUCACGUCGGCUACGUCGGUAACACCUUUCCAAGUGUUUCAGUACGGGUGGUGGAUCCCGACACAGAGACUGAAGUACUUUUGAGCGACGAGAAGGAAGGCGAGCUCCGUGUAAAGGGUCCGUCGGUCUGUCACGAGUACUGGAAGAAGCCUGAGGCUACUGCUAAGGAAUUUGAUGCUGACGGGUGGUUCAAGACUGGCGAUAUCGUCCAGUACAGCAACGACUACAACAGCUUUCGUAUCCGCGGACGUGCAAGCGCCGACAUCCUCAAGACCGCGGGCUACAAGGUGUCAGCUCUGGACGUCGAGCGCGUGCUGUUGACACAUCCACAGGUACUCGAGUGCGCUGUUUUCGGCCUGCCUGACGAAACGUGGGGGCAGCUUGUAGCCGCCAUCAUACGCUCGAGAGUCCAUGGUAAGAGUGUUGGUCCAGACGCAUUGUCUCCGCCGCUUGUGGAGUUCCUGAAAGAGCACCUUGCAAGCUACCGCGUGCCGCGCAAAUACUUGUUUGUCGACGAAAUUCCUAAAAAUGCCAUGGGAAAAGUGAACAAGAAAGCGCUGUCUGGGAUGUACUCGGAAACGGCGUAG
Hyaloperonospora brassicae is the source of this 1668-nucleotide messenger RNA. The record is from the annotation of a GenBank genome assembly. Lineage: Eukaryota; Oomycota; Peronosporomycetes; Peronosporales; Peronosporaceae.